Hibiscus syriacus is the source of this 3007-nucleotide messenger RNA. RefSeq lists its product as uncharacterized. The record is from RefSeq and is a predicted model, not a curated record. The coding region runs from base 131 to 2932 and encodes 933 amino acids. The transcript has 11 exons. NCBI's taxonomy places the organism in Eukaryota, Viridiplantae, Streptophyta, Magnoliopsida, Malvales, Malvaceae.
AUUCUCGCACUCCCUUUGUCUCCUUGUCUGUACCAACAACCAGAACCCUAAAACAAAUCACCCUUCACCUCUGCGCCCGGUUCAAUUCCUUUCGGAUUUUUCACGCGCCGCUGUUUUCCCCCUUUUUUUAAUGGCUUGUACAUCUGCAUCGUCGACUCCGAGCUCUCCUCAGCUUCGCCUGGCCUUGCGUUACAGGGAAUGCAGGGAAUCACGCGCGGUUCUCGUGGGGACACGGGCGGGAAAGCUCGAUGGUCGACGUCUUCGCUUGCUCUCUGUUUCAAGAAGCAGGAGUAAAGGACUGGGACAACGUCGUAAUGUUGCUUUGCGGAUUGUGUCGGACUCCACUGCUGGGUCGGAUACUUUUUCCGGAUGGUCCGAUUCAGAUAGUGUUGAAGAUUCCAUUGGCUCGGGAAGGGACAGAUGGUUUGGAGGAAUUGUGGGAGCUGGAUCAGCUGGACUUGUUCUGGUAGCAGGGCUUUCCUUUGCAGCAAUGUCCCUAAGUAAUCGAAGUGCUUCGAGACCAAAGCAGCAGUUGGAACCCUUAACAGCUCAACAGGAAAUUUCAAUUGAUACUGAGGGUGAAAAAGCUGAAGAAACUGGAACUGAAACAGGAAUACAUAAGGAUCUUUCGGCCCCUUCAGAAUCCAAUGGCAAUAGUGCCAGUAAUACUGUUCCAGUUCCAGGAGACAUGCAAAAUGGUGAUUCAUCUUUGGAUGGGGAGUCAGUUUUCCCGGAAACUGAAAUUGUCGCUGGCUCUUUUGUUGCAUCAAACCUUAAAGAAUCAGAUAGCAACCUUGAUAUCGAUUCACCUGAAGCAACUUCCAAGACUGAAGACAAAUUGAUUAAUGCCCGGGAAAGUAUUGAUACUAACUUGUCUGACCCAAUAAACCUAGACAAUGAUUUUGAUGAGGGAUUACUUGGAUCAGAAGGAAAAGAUAAUUUCAAUAUCUCGGAUUUUUCUUCUAGCUCCAAUUCAGUUACUGAUCCUUCGGUUGUGAGCUUCUCAGUUAGUUCAGAGUCGGAACCAAUUGUUGAACAUCAGAUUGUACCCGAAGACAAUAUGGAAACCAUUGAAUCAUCUCUAACUGAAGAAAACAUUGAGAGCCAAAAAUUGUCUCCGCUCUUAGUUGAAAUAGAGAAUUCAUCUCUGGAAGUGAACAAGUUAAAUGAGACUGAGUCAUCUGAAACAACUCCCGUGUCAGCACCAGGUAAUUCGAUAACAAUUGAGCAAGGGGACAUUGAUUAUAAUGAAAGAAAAGAUAGCAUACCAGUUUCUGAAUCACCAACUCCAAGGAGUUCCUUCUCCCCAGCUGGUAUACCUGCUCCGUCUAUAGUUUUCUCAGAUCUACAGGGACACCCAGGGAAAGUUCUAGUUCCUGCAGUUGUUGAUCAGGUUCAGGGGCAGGCACUUUCAGCCCUUCAAGUUUUGAAGGUUAUUGAGGCUGAUGCUCUUCCUGGUGAUCUCUGUACACGUCGUGAGUAUGCUCGGUGGUUAGUGUCGGCAAGCAGUGCUCUUUCGAGGAAUGUAGUAUCAAAAGUUUAUCCUGCAAUGUAUAUUGAGAAUGUUACUGAACUUGCUUUUGAUGACAUAACAACUGAAGACCCUGAUUUUUCAUCGAUUCAAGGCUUGGCAGAGGCUGGACUUAUCUCAAGCAAGCUUUCAAAUCAAGAUUUAUUUAGUAACAAUCUAGGUCCUUUUUACUUCUCUCCUGAAAGUCCUCUAUCACGCCAGGAUCUUAUAUGUUGGAAAAUGGCCUUAGAGAAAAGACAGCUCCCAGAAGCUGACAGAAAGAUCCUCUACCAACUUUCUGGUUUCAUAGACAUUGAUAAAAUAAAUCCUGAUGCAUGGCCUGCACUCACGGAAGACUUAUCUACUGGAGAACAAGGAAUAAUAGCACUUGCUUUUGGUUGUACAAGAAUGUUCCAGCCAAAUAAGCCUGUGACAAAAUCCCAAGCUGCCAUUGCUAUUGCAACUGGUGAAGCUUCUGACGUAGUGAGCGAGGAGCUCGCUCGUAUCGAAGCUGAAUCAAUGGCGGAAAAUGCAGUAUCUGCUCACAAUGCUUUAGUAGCUGAAGUUGAGAAAGAUAUUAAUGCUAGUUUUGAGAAAGAGCUUUUGAUGGAACGGGAAAAGAUUGAUGCUGUGGAAAAAAUGGCUGAAGAGGCAAAGCAUGAACUGGAAAGGUUAAGAGCUGAGAGAGAGGAAGAGAAUAUUGCCUUAAUGAAGAACCGUGCUGCAAUUGAUGCUGAAAUGGAAAUUCUUUCAAGGUUAAGGUGUGAAGUGGAGCAGCAGUUGGAAAACAUGACGAGUGACAAAGUAGAGAUAUCAUACGAGAAGGAAAGGAUUAGCAAACUACGAAAAGAAACAGAGGAUGAAACCCAGGAGAUUGUCAGGUUACAGCAUGAGUUGGAGGUGGAAAGAAAAGCCUUGUCAAUGGCCAGGGCUUGGGCUGAGGAUGAGGCAAAAAGAGCAAAAGAACAGGCAAAAGCCCUGGAGGAAGCUAGAGAACGCUGGACGAGGCACGGCAUCAAAGUGGUCGUAGACAAUGACCUCCGCGAAGAGAGUGUUGCAGGAGAUACAUGGGUAAAUGUAGAGAAGCCAGUUGCAGUUGAAGGAACUAUUAUCCGGGGUGAAGCUUUGUUAGGAAAGCUCAGGAUAUUGGCUAGUGAAGUAAAAGGCAAAUCUAGAGAAUUCAUCAAUAAGAUUGUCCUGAGGAUGCAGCAUUUGAUUUCGGUGUUGCAGAAAUGGGCCUCCGAGGCAGGUGCAAAGGCUGAAGAAUUGAAAGAUGGGGCUGUGUCGAAGGCAAGGGGAUCAGUACAAGAGGUGCAGCGAAGCACGGCGGGAUUUAUCUCGGCCGUUAAAGAAGGUGCAAAACGAGUGGCUGAGGAUUGUCGUGUAGGAGUUGAGAAACUCAGUCAGAGGUUCAGAACAUAACCUCCAAAGAGGUCAGUAUUUUGAUGGAGACUAAUAAAUAAAUUUUGCAUCAAUUUGCUGCUGCUGCUCUAUUUU